This is a messenger RNA of Trematosphaeria pertusa, 231 nucleotides long. RefSeq lists its product as uncharacterized. The record is from RefSeq and is a predicted model, not a curated record. Gene Ontology annotation, biological process: anaphase-promoting complex-dependent catabolic process. Bases 1 to 231 code for a protein of 76 amino acids. Lineage: Eukaryota; Fungi; Ascomycota; Dothideomycetes; Pleosporales; Trematosphaeriaceae. The transcript has a single exon. Gene Ontology annotation, cellular component: anaphase-promoting complex.
AUGCUCCGCCGCAAACCCACCACCAUCACCCUCACCUCCGCGGACCUGGAGCUCUACGAAGCCAACCGCCAGCGCAAGCUCUGGGAGAAGCAGCAACAGCAGCGCCAGGCCUCCCAGUCGACCGAGGGCUCUGACGAGGGCAAGGCGCAGGCUACGAACGGCGCGGCAGUCCCGCAGCAGAAGAGCCAGAAGGAUCGCAUUAUGGGAGGGCAGCCAGUCCCGGGUAAUUGA